AUGUCUGUGAACUUCAGGAUCUCUCCCUCUGGCCUACUUUGUAAGUCUUGUUACAAAUUUGCAGUUUUUUCUUCUUUACGUUCUAACUUGUGGAGAAUGUUUUGGAACAUAACAAGAAUCCAAUGCCACUGUACCUUGGGGAAAAGAAAAAAAUCACAACACUAGUGGCUAGAAAAACAGAGGUCAGAUUGCACGUUCUUCACUCGGAAAGAAAUCCUUCGGUUGCAUGGCCGAUACCAUGAAAUGGCACCAAACGUUGUGCCCAUGGACUAUACAAAGGACCCAGAUGUUAAACUACCUAUGCAGCUUAUAAUAAACAUGCCUGAGCUAAAGGAGAAUCCCUUCAAGGAAAGGAUUGUGGAAUCUUUCUCAGAAGAUGGAGAGGGGAGCCUCAGCUUCAAUGAUUUUGUGGAUAUGUUCUCUGUGCUCAGUGAAAUGGCUCCCAGAGAGCUUAAAGCAAUCUAUGCCUUUAAGAUUUAUGAUUUUAACACAGAUAACUUCAUUUGUAAAUCAGACUUGGAAAAAACCCUCAAUAAGCUGACCCGAGAAGAGCUAACAGCAGAAGAAAUCACUCUAGUUUGCGAGAAAGUGAUAGAAGAAGCUGACAUGGAUGGUGAUGGGAAACUAGGAUUUGCAGAUUUUGAAAACAUGAUUUCCAAAGCACCGGACUUUCUCAGUACUUUCCACAUAAGAAUCUGAAGAUGUUUCUGUGAGCCAGUGUUAUCAGAAAUGACUUGCCAGUCCAGCCUUUCUGAAUCUCAGGCGCUUUGGGGGCUUUUGUCCUCUAAUUAUGGCUUCUUAGAACUCAGCAGAAAGUACUGAAAUAGUUCCGGUCCACAAAGAGACAGAAGCAUCAUGUGAUCUACAGGAUAUUUGGAACAGUCACAUUUUUAUCUUCACUGCUGGCCAAGCACUCUGGCAAAGAUGGUUGGUUGUCGGG
Molecule: messenger RNA, 940 nt
Organism: Gymnogyps californianus (California condor)
Lineage: Eukaryota; Metazoa; Chordata; Aves; Accipitriformes; Cathartidae
Gene: CIB2
Product: calcium and integrin binding family member 2
Molecular function (GO): calcium ion binding
Source: RefSeq, a predicted model, not a curated record